GCCUUGGCGUCAAUAGUGAAUUCCGGUUCCGGCUAGCUUGUGGUUCGUGAGAAUGGCAAUGCAAGCGGCGGAGUGGGUAGAGCGGCUGCAGCGCCAGGAAAGAGAAAUCAAGUUUUUGACUGCAGAAAUAGAUCAUUUGAAAAACUAUGGAUGCUUGGGAGCUUCACCAACCUUGGAAGAAUUGCGGGAAGAAAAUGCAAAAUUAAAAUAUCGCUUAAAUAUCCUACAAAAGAGCCUCCAGGAGGAAAGACAUAGAGAAAAAUCAUUCAAAGGCAUGAUUAAUAUCAAUCACAGGAUUCAAGAAAUUUUUAAGGCAGCUAUCAAAGCUGCAUAUCCUGAUUUAGAAAACCCACCAUUGGCAGUAACACCAAGUCAACAGUCCAGGUUUGGUGAUUACCAGUGUAACAGUGCUAUGAGCAUAUCUCAGGUAAUUGAUAAAACACGGUAUAUAAUGGAAUUAUAUUUUUUACACCAAUUGUAUUCUAAAUUUUUGGACUUUUUUUCAUUUUUCAUUCCAUAUGAAAAGGUGGUGAUUGAUUUCUCUUCCCCAAAUAUUGCAAAAGAGAUGCAUGUUGGACAUCUGAGGUCAACUAUAAUUGGGGACAGCAUAUGCCGUCUUUUUGAAUUCAUGGGGCAUGAUGUUCUAAGAUUGAAUCAUUUAGGAGAUUGGGGCACCCAGUUUGGGAUGCUUAUUGCUCAUCUGCAAGAUAAAUUUCCAGAUUACCUCACUGUUUCUCCACCCAUAGGAGAUCUCCAAGCUUUUUAUAAGGAAUCAAAAAGAAGGUUUGACACUGAGGAAGAGUUUAAGAAGCGUGCAUACCACUGUGUGGUCCUACUGCAGAGCAAAAGUCCAGACAUCAUUAAAGCUUGGAACCUCAUUUGUGAUGUAUCCCGAAAAGAAUUCCAAAAGAUCUAUGACUGCUUGGAUGUUUCCAUCAUAGACAGAGGAGAAUCAUACUAUCAAGAUAGGAUGCAUGAAAUUGUAAAGGAGCUUGAAGAACGAGGGUUUCUACAAAUGGAUGAUGGCCGGAAGGUUGUAUUUAUUCCAGGAUGUUCUGUUCCUUUGACAGUUGUGAAAUCUGAUGGGGGUUUCACAUAUGAUACAUCAGACUUGGCAGCAAUAAAACAGAGGAUUUUCGAAGAAAAAGCUGAUUAUAUAAUUUAUGUGAUAGAUAGUGGGCAGUCUGUUCACUUACAAACAAUAUUUGCAGCAGCUCAGAUGAUUGGCUGGUAUGACCCCAAAGUGACCAAAGUAAUUCAUGCUCCUUUUGGAGUGGUAUUGGGAGAAGACAAAAAAAAGUUCAAAACACGUUGUGGGGAUACAGUACGACUGAUUGAUCUUCUUGAAGAGGGACUGAAGAGAGCAAUGGAUAAACUGAAGGAAAAAGAAAGAGAUAAGGUUCUUACAGCUGAAGAAUUAAAGGCAGCCCAGAUCUCAGUUGCCUUUGGUUGCAUUAAAUAUGCAGAUCUGUCUCAUCACAGAAUAAAUGAUUAUAUUUUCUCUUUUGAUAAGAUGCUUGAUGAUAAAGGAAAUACUGCUGCUUAUUUACUUUAUGCCUUCACUCGAAUCAGAUCUAUAGCAAGAGUGGCUAAUAUCAGUGAGGAUAAACUACAAAAGGCAGCUGGAACAACAGAGAUAAUACUGGAUCAUGAAAAAGAAUGGAAACUAGGCAAAUGCAUUUUGAGGUUUCCUGAAAUCAUCCAAAAGUGCUUAGAUGACCUUUUACUGCACACACUCUGCGACUACCUCUAUGAGCUAGCCACCACAUUUACUGAAUUCUAUGAUAACUGUUAUUGUGUGGAAAAGGAUAGACAAACUGGUGAAAUAGUGAAUGUGAACAUGUGGCGAAUGCUCCUGUGUGAAGCAACAGCUGCUGUGAUGGCCAAAGGUUUUGCUAUCUUGGGAAUCAAGCCUGUCCAAAAAAUGUAAUUAAAAUGACUUUUAAAAACUGUUAGAAGCAAAGGAUAAACAGUUUCUUUUUUCCUUGCCAGGAUUAGAACUUAAUAAAAAUAACAGAUACUCAGA
Messenger RNA from Notechis scutatus (mainland tiger snake), 2026 nucleotides. The record is from RefSeq and is a predicted model, not a curated record. Lineage: Eukaryota; Metazoa; Chordata; Lepidosauria; Squamata; Elapidae.